AUGUCUAUUCCUCGUGCCCGGAUACUGGACCUAAUGAAGGUCCAAAGCAGAAUCUUUUCUACAACCUUCAACCCAGAAGGACUCCGACUAGGGAACAGCGUUCUCCGGGAACGAUUGAAAGGCCCUGCGCUGGCAGCAUAUUAUCCGCGGAGAGUGGCUACGAUUAAGGAUCUGCAGAAGCUAUACGCCCCUGAUUUUGAGACGUGGGAUGAUGCAGAGGAGGACCGAUUUGAGAAGAUCAAGAUCACUAAAGCGAGAGGAAAGGGUGCACCAAAGAAGAAGAGGACGGCAGAAGAAUCGAAGAAGUUCAAGGGCAAGAAGCGGUAG
Molecule: messenger RNA, 327 nt
Organism: Drepanopeziza brunnea f. sp. 'multigermtubi' MB_m1
Lineage: Eukaryota; Fungi; Ascomycota; Leotiomycetes; Helotiales; Drepanopezizaceae
Product: mitochondrial 37S ribosomal protein mS33
Cellular component (GO): mitochondrion
Source: RefSeq, a predicted model, not a curated record